Messenger RNA from Orbilia oligospora ATCC 24927, 1227 nucleotides. RefSeq lists its product as uncharacterized. The record is from RefSeq and is a predicted model, not a curated record. Bases 1 to 1227 code for a protein of 408 amino acids. Lineage: Eukaryota; Fungi; Ascomycota; Orbiliomycetes; Orbiliales; Orbiliaceae. The transcript has 2 exons.
AUGGCGGUUUUUGCAACAUCAGCCAUGGACGAGCUGGCUCACAUCUUCAAGAGACAAGCAAAGUGUGUAACAUGUCCUGACACUCCACCAAGUUGCAAAACCUUCGUUUGCGAAGCAGGCACAACCUGUAUCCUUCAAGUCCAGUCUUGCGAUUCUUGUGCUGCGGCUUCUUGUCAGAGGAUUUCAAAAGUCCAGCCGAAUGCACCUCAACAGCAAGCCGACAAUAAGAGCGGGGCACCUGUCGGAGCUAUCGUCGGCGGUGUCUUUGCUUUCGUCGUCAUUAUAUGUGUCGCCGCAUUCUUCCUCAUCCGAAGGAACAAGAAGAAGCAGAAGGAGGCGUAUGAGGCUAGCGUUGCGGCUUGGGCAGUCGAGAAGGAUAACAAUUCGUAUGGCGGGCUACGAGAUGCCCGACAGUCAACCCAGUCGAUUGGCUCCAUCGCUUCGACUGUACUAACCCGGGCUUCAAACGUAAUCCAAAUCGCAUACAUCCCAGGUGUCACCAACAGAUCCAACCCGAACUCGCCUGGCCUUCUCGGAGUUCCUCCUGUUCCUUCGAUCCCUGGUCAACAUCUAUCUCAAGAUGGAGGAGACCAUUUCUUCUCGGCAGGUGAUAUCGCUCGACAGUCUGUUUGGUCCACGAACUCGGGAUAUACUAUCGGCACCGACCCUCGCGCUUCAGUCGCGACCACAAUCUACAGGAGCAAUGCCAUCGUUUCGCCACUUGCAGCCACUGCUACUGUCGUUCGUGCUAAACCAGCCGUUGUCCAAGUGAAGAGUUCUCCAGCUAUCAGCACCUCAUCGUCACCAAACUUGUCCGCAUCAAACACACCGCCCGUUCCAUCUAUCGACCUUUCUAGAUACCAGACUGAUGAUGGAAUGUUGGCCCCUGGUAUGGCCGAUCGACCACCACAAUCCCCUGCUUUCUCUGUUGGUUCCACAUUCUUGAACAAGAAAUCUAUGACGCCAGUUCCAGAGGAAGAUAGGGGAGAACCUCAUUCACCUACCCUUGGAAACGAAGAAACAUCGCCAUUCUCAGAUAGGGCUUCCAUAUUGACUGACACUGUUGCCCCUCUCAACAUCAAGGGCCGAGCAUCGCCAGCCAGACAUAUGGAAGGGGAUAUCCGAAUGAGCUUCCGUCCGAUCUCUGAGGCCGAACCCGACAACAUGCCAACAUCCAGCAGAGGAAGAAGCCCUUUCGCCGACGAGAACAGAGUUGAAAGGCCGUAG